Protopolystoma xenopodis is the source of this 330-nucleotide messenger RNA. The record is from the annotation of a GenBank genome assembly. Lineage: Eukaryota; Metazoa; Platyhelminthes; Monogenea; Polystomatidea; Polystomatidae.
AUGGACCCUCUCGACCGGCUGGGUGAACUCGAAAAAAACCCGGUCCCACUUGUUCCAGUUGCGCCCCACCCGAGUCAAUGGCGUUGGUCUAAACGACACUUGGUACCGGCUGCUUUUCGAACGCCUAUUUUCACAAAGCCCGGCUUUCUUGAGUUAAACCGUAUUUCUGGGUUGGCUUUGGGACAUCGUUACCUUGUUAACGCGUUAGCGACCAGUCGGCCAUCCUGCGACCAUAUGAUCCCUUUUUCCACAAAACCAAUGAGCUCGUUCAACUCGGCCCUUGAGCCUUGGUACAAUUCUGUCUGUCCCUUGGCCGCUUGUAUGAAUUAA